GCAGCACAGGGCUGAGCGCCUUCGGGCAGAGCAGUCAUGUCUCACAAACAAAUCUACUAUUCGGACAAAUACGACGACGAGGAAUUCGAGUACCGGCAUGUCAUGUUGCCCAAGGACAUAGCCAAGCUGGUCCCUAAAACCCAUUUGAUGUCUGAAUCUGAAUGGAGAAAUCUCGGUGUUCAGCAGAGUCAGGGAUGGGUUCACUAUAUGAUCCAUGAACCAGAACCUCACAUCUUACUGUUCCGGCGGCCACUGCCCAAGAAGCCAAAGAAAUGAAGCCAGCAACCAACUGACUUUGGGCCUCGAGCUUUACACAGCUGUCCUUACUCCCCACCAUCUUUCUGAUAGCGUGACCGUGUUGCUUUCUUACUUCUCACUUUGAUAUGUAAAGGAUACACUGUUUGAAUGUGCUGGUACCUGCUUUGCUUCUGGAGUUGAGCCACCAAUGCCACAGCCCUGUCAGAUGAGUGUGACCUCAAAGCCCCAGUGUGCUCGGUAUCCAGCAGGCCAUUUUGCCAUCCGUCAGAAGCAUGUGAAAUCAGAUCAUGGCUAUUACAGGGAUGGUGUGAAUUUGCUAUUGUGGUUUUUACUAUUGGGUAUUGUAUUUAUGAUGACUUGUGGAUUUAUGUUUCAAUGUAUUGGAAACUUUCCAUUUUAACUGACAAAUCUCUUCCAUGUUACAAGCCUUGAUUAAAGGAAGUUUUUUUUAAAUAACCUUAAGGCUGUGGUUAUAAAACCGUCCUAUCCCUGUGCUAUUGUGUGCCCCUCACCCCUUCAUUCCCUCUGAGUCAUCUCCCUCCUGCAACCAAGGUGAUUGACUGGAAUCAUUCUGAUUCUUACACCCUUCAGGUGGAUAAUGGAAACCUGACUCUUCACAGUAAUGAGGUUUAGUUGAAUAUUGCAAUAACAAAUUUAUACUGUUUUAAUUGGACUUGAUGUAAAAACAUUCACUGAAAUGUAUUUCACUGACUACUAGCCUAUGAUAAUUAUUUUAUUGGAACUGUCUUACCUCAUCAAAGCAGAUGAACUGUUGUACAGAGUCUGGUCAGUGUUGUCAUUUACACAGCCCCAGUGUUUGAAGCGUAUCCAAAGACAUGAGAGUGGGAUUAAGUACCACACAAGACUCUAGCCUCUGAAUAGUGGCUGGAGCUGGAUUUCAAAUGGAGUUGAUAUUAGAACUGUCAUGGACAGUUUCAAGUACUGAGACCACCAAAGUCAUUCCUGGAGUAAUCCUUUGGCGUGGGCUAAAGACAAGGCUGAGCAGUUAAGAACACUAGUGCUCCUUGAGAGGACCUGAAUUCAAUUCCCAGCAACCAUGUAGGAGUGCUCACAACCACUUGUAACUCCAGUUCCAGGAGAUUGAACACCCUCCUCUGGUCUCUACAGAGACCAAACACACCUGGCAUAUCUAUAAGCUUAAAAGGGGGCGGGGAGGGGGGAGUGGAUAGAGAGAGGGGUCAGUGGUUAAGAGCACUGACUACUCUUCCAGAGGUCCUGAGUUCAAUUCCCAGUAACCACAUGGUGGGUCAUGAUCAUCUGUAAUGGUAUUUGUUGUUCUCUUCUGGUAUGUCAGUGACGGUAUACUUAUAUAAAUAAAAUAAUUUUAAAAAAUGA
Molecule: messenger RNA, 1614 nt
Organism: Rattus norvegicus (Norway rat)
Lineage: Eukaryota; Metazoa; Chordata; Mammalia; Rodentia; Muridae
Gene: Cks1b
Product: CDC28 protein kinase regulatory subunit 1B
Exons: 3
Coding region: 37-276 (79 amino acids)
Biological process (GO): mitotic cell cycle phase transition
Molecular function (GO): cyclin-dependent protein serine/threonine kinase regulator activity
Source: RefSeq, marked provisional